Carcharodon carcharias (great white shark) is the source of this 2503-nucleotide messenger RNA. RefSeq lists its product as uncharacterized. Gene Ontology annotation, molecular function: protein binding. Bases 1 to 2277 code for a protein of 758 amino acids. Lineage: Eukaryota; Metazoa; Chordata; Chondrichthyes; Lamniformes; Lamnidae. Gene Ontology annotation, cellular component: nucleolus. The transcript is spliced from 17 exons. Gene Ontology annotation, biological process: ribosomal large subunit assembly. The record is from RefSeq and is a predicted model, not a curated record.
AUGUCCAUGCGGAAGCAGCUGACAGUCCCAGACUGCCACAAACGUUCAGUGAGUGCUCUGGGAUAUCACUUGGCUCGAAGAGAAUUCCUGACCGGCUUUGAGGACGGUGUUAUUAAAUGGUGGGAUUUGGAAACUGGACAGCUGAGCUUUUCAGUCUUUGAGCACACUGGUAUGAUCACUCAGUUCCUAUACUGGUCUGAGCCCAAGCUGCUUUUCUCAGCAUCGAAUGAUGGGACUAUUGUGGUGUGGACUGUCGGGGCCACUGUAUUUGACCGGAUUAUGUUGAACACUUCCAUAUUUUGCAUGGCAAUCAAUCACCGGAGGCACCAACUCAUCUGCGGAUUCAAAAAGCAGCUCAGGGUCUUUGCUUUGGAUGACAAGAAGGAUUCUGGUCACGUGUUGGAUUUGGGCAAGAGCUUCGCUGAUCACAGGCAUCAGGACAUUGUGUCGGCUGUAGUCUGCCUUGACACACGGAUAUACUCUGCUGGGUAUGACAAGAAGCUCAUCAUCUAUAACACCAGCUCUUAUCCGAAUAGCAAAACCCUGCAGGUGGUCUACUGCAACCCCAGUGCUCACGAUGCGGGAAUCACAAACCUGAUGGUGGUCCGAGAAUACGAGAGCACGAGGUGGCUGAUGACUGGCUCCUUCGAUAAAAGUGUGAAGGUCUGGUCACAGGAUGGACAGCUGAUAAUGAAGCUCCCUUACUUUGCCAGGUUUAUAAGUAGCCUCUGCUUUGUGCCCUGUGUGAACUCUGUCUGGAUCUGCAGUGGCGUUCUGUCUCCGUCCAUCUUUGAUCCAAGCUCUGGAGAAAUUGUUUCUGAAUCUGUCGAAACUUUCCAAACACAUGAGACUGGACAACCGUUGCACCAACUGGUUUGUAUCCCAGAGACCAAUCAUGUGAUAGGUUCCAGCAGGCAGCAUAGAGACGUGACGGUGUGGAAGUACAACAAGAUGGGCUGUGUCACACUGUUACGAAGCAGACAGCCUGUGGAGUGCCUGACUUACACCCAGAAGGAGCCGAUACUCCUUUUCAGUGGACACAGUGAUGGGACGAUUCUAAAAUGGGAAAGGCAACAGUCAUCUUACUUCCUGUACAGCCAUGAAGUGUUCAAUAUGUUUGAUACAGAGUCCAAGGGAAUGGACAGGUACAGCACCAUCAAAGUGGCAUGGAGUGCCUGUCACCGAAAAGCCUAUUCAGCCCAUCAUCUCAUAGAUGUUGCCCGAAGUGGGGAAAAGGAAUCAUCUGGAGUCACAGCAUCCAAUAAAACCAGCCAACCACCUAGCUUUACCAGGUCUGUGUUUGUGGAAGAACUGGAUUUGUUGGUGCUUGCUGCUGACGAUGGAAAUAUUUACCUCUGGGGCUUUGAUGACUCACUUUCUAGUAUCCUCAAAAUGAUGCCUUCAAAGACAACCCAAGAGCAAGAUAAGAUGAGGAGAUUUGAAGUCUUGUUGGAGCAAACUAUGAACAGACAGUACACAACAACUGAAGAGGAGAAUGGUUCGGUAAAUGAUCGAGUUUCAGGACAGAGACCAUUUGGGGACCGAUUUUCACCCACUCCUUUUCACAGAGCUAAAAUCAGGCCCUGGAUGAAGUACGGUUUGAAGUACAGUAGGUGGACUUGGAUCAAGCUUCCUGCGAUACCGGCAGUGGCCACCGAUCCUGGCAUGGCCCAGAGCCGCUGGCCUCCAAUUGGCUGGCAGCUCUAUGUGGGACCUCCUCUUGGAGACAGACAGAAGUCCCAUCUCAUACUAAUUAAAGGGCCAAUGCCCAAAAAAAUUAAAGCAGGGAAUGAAUUUGCCUAUUCCUCGAGUGACGGGAUGGUCUACAUUCGCCACUUCAGCCCCGUUGCAAGUGAGAUGAAGCUCAUCGGCGUGUUGCAGGGUCAUGAGGCUGACAUCACUGCCAUCUUGUGGCAUUCCCUCUUGAAUAAGUGGCUCAGUGGAUCAGAGGAUGGGAGUAUCCGGAUAUGGAGUGAAGAUGGAACACAAUGUGAGCAAAACCUGGUCACACACGGAGCAGUUAAUUGUCUCUGCAUUGAUCGGGUCAAUGGUUGCAUUAUAGCUGGGAUUCAGGAGAUCAUGAGAGUUUACGAUCCCGAAUCAUUUGUACAAGUGCAAAGAAAUAUUGGGCACACUGAUUCAAUCCGUUCCAUCAUCCACAUUCCUGAGAGAACACAGUAUGUCACUGCAUCCUGGGAUCAUACUCUGCGUGUCUGGAAUGCUUACAUCAAACAUCCUUCCAGAAGCAAUGAAACAAGGGAAAAUGUAACAUACUGAGAAAAAAUGGCAAUGGGACAUCAAAUACCUUUAGCAGUUCAGUACUUUGAAAUUAAGUUGCACUUGUUCUCAUCAAGUGAGACAUGAGACUUGCAGUGUUUUGUGAUUGCAGUCACAUCAAUGCAGUGAUGAAUAGAGCAGGUCAGAGGCUGGGUAUUCUGUAACUCACAUCCUGAUUUCCCAAUGCCUAUCCACCAACUACAAAACACAAAGUAGCAGUCUGAUG